This is a messenger RNA of Anguilla anguilla (European eel), 486 nucleotides long. RefSeq names its product regulator of G-protein signaling 21-like. The transcript is spliced from 3 exons. Bases 1 to 486 code for a protein of 161 amino acids. The record is from RefSeq and is a predicted model, not a curated record. NCBI's taxonomy places the organism in Eukaryota, Metazoa, Chordata, Actinopteri, Anguilliformes, Anguillidae.
AUGUCACGGGUAUUGCUGUUGACUUCACUAGUGAAAGAUUUCAAUGCUAUUUUCAAGGGUAGAUGCUGCUGUUAUUCCAAAGACCCGCUGGAUCAGGUUGAGUCUUGGGGAGAGUCAGUGGACAGACUUCUGGAAUGCAAAUCUGGUCAGACAGCCUUCAGGGAGUUUCUGAAGACAGAGUUCAGUGAGGAGAACAUCCUGUUCUGGCUGGCCUGUGAGGAGUAUAAGAAAAUAAAAUCAACAGACGAGAUGGUUGCCACAGCAAACAGAAUCUAUGCAGAGUUUGUUGAAGUCGAGUCCCCUAAACAGAUUAAUAUUGAUUGUGGAACACGAGAGACCAUCACAAAAAACAUUUCCCAACCAAACCUUGAAUCAUUCGACAAGGCACAGCGAUUAAUAUAUGGCUUGAUGGCAAGGGACUGCUACCCACGUUUUUUGAAAUCUGACAUCUACCAGGCACUUUUGAGAAGAUCACAAAAAAGAUGA